Messenger RNA from Colletotrichum truncatum, 1029 nucleotides. RefSeq names its product pyridoxal-phosphate dependent enzyme. Gene Ontology annotation, biological process: L-serine catabolic process; L-threonine catabolic process. Gene Ontology annotation, molecular function: L-serine ammonia-lyase activity; threonine deaminase activity; pyridoxal phosphate binding. NCBI's taxonomy places the organism in Eukaryota, Fungi, Ascomycota, Sordariomycetes, Glomerellales, Glomerellaceae. The record is from RefSeq and is a predicted model, not a curated record.
AUGGGCUCACUCGGUCCAGACGCCAAGAAGCCCUGGAUCAAAACGCCAUGCAUUGCCUCGGCCGCUCUCUCCCGGAUAGCAGGAUGCAACAUUUUCCUGAAACUUGAAAACCUGCAGCCUUCGGGAUCCUUCAAGUCUCGUGGCGUCGGCAACCUUAUGGCUCGCGCCGCCGCUGCCGCCCCUGACGCAGAGGUGAACUACUACUGUUCCUCAGGUGGUAACGCCGGCCUCGCCUGCGCUACGUCCGCCAUUGCCCUUAACCGCAAGGCCAUCAUCGUGUUACCAACGAACGCCUCCCCGCUCAUGAUCUCGAAGCUGCGCCUUUUGGGCGCACACUGUCACCAGGUGGGCGAGAACUGGGGCGAAGCGGACCGUUACCUCCGUGAGGAGCUGCUCGCUAACGACCCGACCGGCGUUUAUGUUCCACCAUUCGACCACCCACACGUUUGGGAGGGCCACUCGACCAUGGUGGAUGAGUUGAUCUCGCAGCUGCCUCAAGAUGUCGGCAUUGACGCCUUAGUGUGCUCCGUGGGUGGCGGCGGGCUGUUGAACGGUCUUGCGGAGGGUGUUGAGUCAGGACGGUGGCCAAGUGCAAGAGGCAGGGUACCCCGUCUCUUGGCUGUCGAAACGCGCGGGGCGGAUAGUUUGAAUGCGAGCGUAGUAGCUGGCGAGCAUGUCACGCUGCCACGCAUCUCGUCCAUUGCCCUCUCGCUAGGCGCGACAAGGGUAUCGAACCGGACGUGGGAGGUCUCACAAAAGACACCCGGGUUUCGGAGCGUGACGGUCAGCGAUGCCGAGGCGGCCAUGGCUUGCGUGCGAUUUGUCGACGAUGCCCAACUUAUGGUUGAGGUUGCAUGUGGCGCGACAAUAGCGACGGUCUAUAAUGGCUCGUUGAGGGAACAGCUUGGUGAUGGCCUAUCAGAUGAGGAAUGGGCAAAGAAGAACAUUGUGCUUAUCGUCUGCGGUGGAUCGAACGUCACAAUGGAGAUGCUGAAUGAAUAUCGUGCCAAAUUUGGUAACGCAGCCUGA